AUGAGUGCCCAAGCUACCGAAAGCACUCCGGCGGCUCCUACCUCAUCGAACUAUGGAGCUAUGGGACCUGCAAAUGUGAUGAUGAAUGGAACUACUCCAGCAGCCCCUGCCCAGGAUGAUGGUUUGAGUCGCAACAAUGGUGGAGUUGAGAAUCCGAAUGUAUACGAUCCUGCACCACCCACUCAGCUGCCAUCGGAGUCGAAUGCAACGACCUCUACAGAGCUUUUACCGGACGCGCGUGAGACAAUGGUGACACCACAGCGAGUGGUGGAUGGGAAGGUUCACAGAGUUCAUGCGUACGGCGGCUACAAGGACAAUGGAUAUCUCAGCUCCGCCGAGAUCGUGGACAACAGAGAUUGCGAGAAAUAUCAUUCUUCCAGAUUACAAGCUGAAGUCCAGAAGCAACUUGAGGAGUACACCCUGAAGUACAAGGAGGAAAUGAAGGCACUAUAUGGAGAAGAGCUCAACCUCAUCGUCAGGUACUUGAUGGAGGGUUACCUAGUGAACUUCCACCUCAGCAAGAAGGCCCGAGAGUACCUCCAAGUGAUCCUUUUCUCCUUCCAGGAAAUCCCGGCAGUUCUCAAGGGAAUCUUCACCUUCAGCAGGAGUUUUCUAGAGUUGGGAGAGAUGAACCAGCCCUUAGUCAAGGAAGUGUGCCCACUCCACGUGUACCUUCCCAACAGCUUCGGAAAGAAAAUCCAGAGCGUCGAAGUGAUCCUGAUACAGUCCAAGGAGGUUCAUGCAAUGUUCGAGGUAAUCCUCAGGUUCCGCAGGAGGGCCCCAGAGUACCUCCAGGUGAUCCUUUUCUACCUCAAGGAAAUCCCGGCAGUUCUCGAGGGAAUCUUCACCUUCAGCAGAGUGGUCCGUUAG
This is a messenger RNA of Symbiodinium sp. CCMP2592, 870 nucleotides long. The record is from the annotation of a GenBank genome assembly. NCBI's taxonomy places the organism in Eukaryota, Dinophyceae, Suessiales, Symbiodiniaceae.